CGUGGAGCUGUGGGAUCGCGCUGCGGCUGCCGGCUGCUCCAGCCCGCCCCGGGGCGGGACCGGCAGCGCCGAAGCCGGGCGGGCAGAUAAAAUACUUGUUUCAAGGGAGGCACUGUUCACAUUGCCAGUAAGUGAAGUGCUCUCAAUAGGAAAAAAAAAAAAAAAAAUAGGAGAAGAUGGAGGAAGCAGAAGAGGAUGACAUGACGUGUGGAGACUUGGGAAACGGACUUGGGAGAAGACCUGGCGCUGUUUAUCAAGGGGAAAAUUUACAAAACUCCUAUUCAUUUAGAUCUAGGAAGGGAUCUGGAAAGGUGUGUAGUUCUCUCUUGUCAGCAAAAAGAGUGGAAGAAAGCGAUGCCGCAGCUCUUCCUGGUUCAAAACGAAACAGUUUUUACGAUGGAUCAUUCAAAAAGCCAGUUACUGGUCCAACUCGACAGAAUAGCUGCGAAUCUAAUACUGAAGUGUCCAAUGAAGAACUAAAGGAACAACUUCGGGACGCUCUAGAGGAAGUUGAAAUUUUGAAAGUUGAGCUUGAAGCAUCACAAAGACAGCUUGAAGGAAAAGAUGAAGCCCUAAGAAUUCUGCAGAGCAUGGCAGUCUUUAAUAAAGCCACUAGUCAUACAAAAGCAAUGCUUCAAAAAACUGAGGAAGAAAAGAGAACUUUAGAAAAGGAAAUUAAUAUUUUGCAAUGGGAGAUUGAAUUUGAUCAAGAUAGAUUUAAAAACAUAGAAGACACAUGGACCGAAAAGUAUGACAGGAUAUAUUGUGAAAAUGCAGCUCUCAAGGAAGCACUGAAACUGAGAACAGAAGAAGUUAAAACUCUUAAAGCUGAAAAUGCAAUCCUGAAUCAGCAGUGCUUGGAAUUUCUUGCCAUGCUGGAUGUGAAACAACAGAAGGUUGUUCAGGAAAACAUGUCCCUGAAUAAAAGUGACAUUACAGAUUUUACAGGUCUUGAACUGGCGGUCCUUGGAGCCUGCACCUGCAAUACUUCUGGGGGGCAGCCUUGUCCCUGUGCUAAAAUGGCAGCUGUAACUCGAAAGCAACUUCUUCAUCUCAAGCAAGAGGUUGAAAAUCUGAAGAAGAGUAAAGAUGAAGCUUAUGUAAUGGCAGAUGCCUUCAGGAUUGCAUUUGAGCAGCAGCUAAUGCAGAGGAAAGACCAAGCCCUGAGGCUUGCAGAAGUGAUAAAGAUUAAGAAGGAAACUAAAUUUAUAAACUGGAGACGUCUGAAAGACGAUGGACGUGUCAAGUUACGAGGGAACAAGAACAGUCUGGGACAAAAACUGUCCAUCCUGCUCUCAUCAGAUGGGGACUGCAGGAAAGUCGAAGAGCUGGACAAUCCUCAUGAAAUCCUGAAGAUGUUAAUAGAUUUGGUAAAUGACAAAGAGGAGGCUCUGGCUCAUCAAAGGAAGGUUAGUUACAUGCUCGCUCGCGCAAUGGAGAUGAAAGAGGGUGUUUUGGAGCAGGAUAAAGGAAAUUGCAUGCCAGGGGGUCAUCAUCACGAAGCCCCAGCAUCAUCGGGCCCCCUACACGCCUGCUGCCAGGAGCUCCCUCCUCAAAACGGUGUUUCUUCAGUUCCCGGUGCAAAAACAUACGAAAAUCCGGUAAAAAUGCUUCGAAAAUCACACUCCUGGCCGUCUGGGAUGACGCACCGUGGAGACAACGAUCCCCUGGGAGAUUCGGAGGAAACGGUGGUGAUCUCUGUAUAGCCACCCGCUGCAAUAAACGCACUUUUGAACAGAGAAAUGCCUGAAAACGUCCUGUGAUUACAUCACUGGGGGCCAAACGCGGACAACGCACAAUUCUGCAGUAGUGCCCUAACUAUUGCUUUGGCAGAACAGCCCGAUUUAAUUAAUUUAGCGGCAAUUUCCAAGCAGGGUGAGGUCGCUCUCCGUCGCCUCAACCCUCGCCU
This is a messenger RNA of Chroicocephalus ridibundus (black-headed gull), 1909 nucleotides long. RefSeq names its product coiled-coil domain containing 125 (gene CCDC125). The transcript is spliced from 12 exons. Gene Ontology annotation, biological process: negative regulation of cell motility; negative regulation of Rho protein signal transduction. Lineage: Eukaryota; Metazoa; Chordata; Aves; Charadriiformes; Laridae. Bases 177 to 1706 code for a protein of 509 amino acids. Gene Ontology annotation, cellular component: cytoplasm. The record is from RefSeq and is a predicted model, not a curated record.